Molecule: messenger RNA, 2461 nt
Organism: Phycodurus eques (leafy seadragon)
Lineage: Eukaryota; Metazoa; Chordata; Actinopteri; Syngnathiformes; Syngnathidae
Gene: adoa
Product: 2-aminoethanethiol (cysteamine) dioxygenase a
Exons: 2
Coding region: 258-1052 (264 amino acids)
Cellular component (GO): mitochondrion
Molecular function (GO): oxidoreductase activity, acting on single donors with incorporation of molecular oxygen, incorporation of two atoms of oxygen
Source: RefSeq, a predicted model, not a curated record
CCGAGCGAGCAAUAGCACUUUGGAAAAUGACCCAAGGAAGGAUAUUAGUUGGCGAUGAAAUUGGGCAUUACCACCACAAAAGCCACAUUUUUCACCCAGGCUCUGAUAGUUUAUAUUUCGAUAACGUGGACCAACAUACUCUGGAUAACAUUUCUUGACAUUCGGUAGUUUGUGAGCCAUUUCGACGGUUUCAUUUGCGACGGAAAAAGGUGCACACUUUACCGUUAGUUUUUUUGGGGCUUUCUCCCUCGACGAGAAUGUCGCGAAACAACAAAAACCCUCUUAUCCGGAAAAUAGCCAAGCAAGCUUUUAUGACCUAUAAAGGUUUAAAAUGUUCGUCCAACGGAGAUAAUAAAGUCUUUGCCGAAAAACAGGCCAAACUCAUCUCCUUAGUGACCGCGCUUCGGGCUCCGGAUCUCAAGAUGGCUCCCCGGAAAAACAAAGCGACCUCCGGUCCAGCGGAGCCUGACCCCCCCCCGGUCACUUACAUGCACAUAUGUGAGACAGAGGUGUUCAGCAUGGGGAUAUUCCUGCUCACAAGCGGAGCCUCCAUACCUCUCCACGACCAUCCGGGCAUGAACGGGAUGCUGAAGGUCCUCUAUGGCAAGGUGAGCGUCAGUUGCUUCGACAAGAUCGAAAGUGGCCAGACAGUCAGUGCCGCCCCCCCUCGGUUUGAAACCCCUGUGGCUCCGUUCCAAAACGCUUCUGUGCGACGUUCCUUGCUCCGCUCAGUGGCCGAGUACUCGGAGAACAGUGGACCGUGCCUCCUUACACCUCUACGGGAUAAUCUCCACCAGAUCGACGCCGUCGACGGACCUGCUGCUUUCCUGGAUAUCCUGGCACCGCCGUACGAUCCGGAUGAUGGGCGGGACUGUCACUAUUACAAAGUUCUGAAAACCGUGGAAGACCCGGGUUUAGCUGUGAUGGGUAACCAGGAGCUGCAGGAAGAAGAGAAGGGGAAAGAGAAGGAAAUGUGGCUUUUAGAAAUCCCUCAGCCAGAGGACUUCUGGUGUGGAGGAGAGCCUUACCCAGGUCCCGUAGUUUCUGUGUGAAACCUCUCACAAGUGGAAGUGUAGCAGUGCUAGAACAUGUCCUGUGAUAUCAACACAUCCACAUUUCUAAAUCCUAUUUCUGCUUCUAUCAACAUGGAGGACAAACAUAAGGGUCGUUAUUACCUGGAGUGCUUUGCUCAAAGCUAUAAACCCCCCCCCCCCCCCCCUCCCAAAAAAUAAUUGAACUGUGGUUAGGAACCACCUCCUCACAGCCAAAAUUCUACAGGACUUCCUGAAGCACAGCAACUGAUUGUAAAAGUGCUUUUGAUUGUAAAUAUGGGGUUUCUGCUUUGGACAAUGUUGCCUUGUUCAUGUAUGAACGUAAUCUGGAUCUCGAAAAUUUCUCUGAAGUAUCUUGCGAGCGAAUGGUUGUUUGUUUCUAUGUGCCCUGCGAUCGGCUGGCGACCAGCUCAGGGUGUACCCCGCCUCUCGCCCGGAGGUUGCUGGGAUGGGCUGCGAGCGCGCGCCGCGACCCUCGCGGGGUGAGGCGGAACGGAAGAUGAGCGAAUGAAUGAAGAUCUUGUGAAUGCUGAGGGGCAACUGCCAUCGAAGGUCAUACCACAGCACCUGAAUUGGCUUUAAGUGCAGACAUUAUUGGUGAAAAUGAACCAUUUUCUUCACUGGCGUCCAACAUAGCUUCUCACUUGAAAAUGUUUCAAAAAUUACGAAUGUUGCACCUUUGCUUAUACCUACGUUAUACUCCACUGUGCCAGUUGGUCAACGACUCCGUUUACUGUUGAUGCAAUGUAUGUGGGAAACGAAUCAAAUUCAGAGACUCUAGUCAAACAAUUGUCAUUUCCAAUGACUAUUGAUGCAUACGAAAGCCAGCAGGGAUUCUGUCGGCUAGCGCAGGGGAGAACAUGCAAAGGAAAAUAAAUGACUGCUAACUGCUUGCGCUUAUCCCAAGUGUAUUUUUCUACUUAAUGUACAUUUGAGACAGUAGUGUAGUUGGGAAUUUGAGUUAUGGGACGAACGUGUUACUGUUAAGUACAGUCAAAAUGCACUUUGCCAGAGAAUUGUCAUCAACCUAUUUAUCUUGAGUGGCACGUAACCAAUAACAGUGUUGUAUCAUUGAUGCUUCGGGUGUGAUGGAUUUAUGGGUUUAACGCACGGUCUCAGUUUUCAGGAUGGAAACUGUUUGGCGGUCAUUCAAAAAAAAAAAAUAAUAAUAAUAAUAAUAAUGGAGUUUUCAAUCUCGCAAUGAGUGGCCAAAACAAGACGGUUUCUUUAACAUGUAUUUUUUUUAAUUUCAAAAUGGACCCAUGUAAAUGCCAAGAGAUUUUGAACCUGCAUCCUUAUCGCUGUGAAUCAAUGUGCGGUUUGCAGGGGCGUAGCGCCAAAUUCUGGAUUCCCAUAUGUAAGCUUCCACAUGAAACCAAUCCCGACUGCCUCUCUGCUAUUGGUCAAGA